AUCAUUGCUAGGAAGAACUCUGGGUGCAAUUAUGAACACAAUGUAUGUGAUGAUGGCUCAAAUCUUAAGAUCUCAUCUGAUAAAUGCUUCAGUGAUUCCUAAUAGAAUGAAAAUGCUUCCAUAUCUUGGUGUCAUUAGUAAUAGAAUGAUGUCAACUCAUAAAUCCAAAAAGAAGAUCAGAGAAUAUUAUAGGCUGCUGAAUCUGGAUGAAGGAUGCUCUGCAGAGGAUGUCAGGGAAUCUUUUCGUAAACUUGCCAAGCAAUACCAUCCUGAUGGUGGCUCUAGUACCGCUGAUUCCGCAACAUUUAUAAGGAUCGAAGAAGCUUAUAGGAAAGUGCUUUCCCACGUGAUAGAACAAACAAAUGCCACACAGAAUAAAGUUGAAGAAGCAGAAGAAGAAGAAGAAAAAUUCAAAUAUAAAACACCCCAACACCGGCAUUAUUUAAGUUUUGAAGGUAUUGGUUUUGGAAGUCCCAGUCAACGAGAGAAGCAAUAUAGGCAAUUUAGAGCAGACCGUGCAACUGAGCAAGUGAUGGAAUACCAAAAGCAGAAACUACAAAGCCAGUAUUUUGCUAAUAGUGUAACUGUUAAAGAUGUAAGGCAGAGUAAAGAACGAAAGAUAACUCAAGCAAUAGAGCGAUUAGUGGAGGAUCUCAUUCAAGAAUCAAUGGCAAAAGGAGACUUUGACAAUCUCAGUGGGAAAGGAAGACCUCUAAAAAAAUUUUCUGGCUGUUCAUAUAUUGAUCCCAUGACUCACAACCUGAACAGAAUAUUGAUAGACAAUGGAUACCAACCAGAAUGGAUCCUAAUGCAAAAGGAAAUAAAGGAUACUAUUGAUCAACUCAGAGAGGCAAUUUUAGUGUCUAGGAAAAAACUUGGGAAUCCAAUGACCCUGACUGAACAGAAACAGUGGAACCAAGUUUGUGAGCAGUUUCAAGAAAACAUCAGAAAACUAAACAAGCGCAUUAAUGAUUUUAAUUUAAUUGUUCCCCUCCUGACCAGGCAAAAAGUCCAUUUUGAUGCACAGAAAGAAAUUGCCAGAGCCCAGGAAAUGUAUGAGACCCUUAUAAAAACAAAAGAAGUCACAGAUAAAAACCCAAAUAACAUUGAUCAGGGAGAAGGGGAGAAAACACCUGGAGUCAAGACAGGUUUUUUAAACUGGAUGAGUGUAUGGAAAUUUAUUAAAAUAUGACCAUUUCAGUGUUCGUGGUACUGCCCUAAAUCAUUUUCAGUGGCACUGACAUCACACAUAGAGGCUGAUUUAUUGCUGUAACACAAGAGAUUGAGAACUGUGUGCCUCUGUACUUUUCAGAAAAUAUAAUCACAUCUCUAUUGAUGUGAAAGUGAGAAAGCUGUUAAGAAACUGAGUCAGAGAAAUGUUCAACCAGCUUUGCUCUGAGGAUAUAGCAAGAAAAGAAGAGAACUUCUAAGAAAACCAUUUAAUCCAUUUUAGAGUUUAAAUGUCAGUCAUCAGGUGAAAUGAAUUAGGACAGGGACUCAGUCUGGGAAUCAUAAAGGGUAUUGCAAAGUCUUAGAGCAGUUUUAAGCUCUAAUAACUUUAAAACAGUUGCUGUUUGCCAUCUUCAAACACAGGUACUUAAACAACAACAAAAACUAAAAAUGUAUUAUCAAGAGUCACACAACUAAAGAAGUAUGAAAUGUAGGCAAGUAAACGUCCAAAUGAUGUAUGUUUUUGCAAGUUUCCUGCGUUUGUAUACCUGAACUUGUUAAAGCUCAAAACUGUUCUAGGACCUUUGGGACACUCUCUACAUGGGUGGAAAUGUUGAGAUCAGGAAAUUAGCCUAAUGGAGCUACUGCACUCUUCUUUUUUUUUAUAAAGGCCUUCUCUGUGGGUACUGAAUUAAAGAAACACCAAACAUCUGGGUUGUACAUUUCCUCCCUAACUUCAUGAUCUUUUGGCUGUAGAAAUUGAUCAGCCAAGCUAGUUGAUUUAGCUGUUCUAGAAACAGACCCCAGCGUCCACUUUUA
Messenger RNA from Ceratotherium simum simum (southern white rhinoceros), 1989 nucleotides. It is a transcript of the gene DNAJC28, whose product is annotated as DnaJ heat shock protein family (Hsp40) member C28. The record is from RefSeq and is a predicted model, not a curated record. Lineage: Eukaryota; Metazoa; Chordata; Mammalia; Perissodactyla; Rhinocerotidae.